Molecule: messenger RNA, 1063 nt
Organism: Quercus robur (English oak)
Lineage: Eukaryota; Viridiplantae; Streptophyta; Magnoliopsida; Fagales; Fagaceae
Exons: 5
Coding region: 64-930 (288 amino acids)
Source: RefSeq, a predicted model, not a curated record
CUUAUUCCCAACCACGUCUUUUCCACUUCAAAAUAUCUCUCUCUCUCUCUCUCUCUCCCUACUAUGGCUCUCUUCACUUCCAUCUCCACUCCACAACUCUCCGUCUCCGUCUCGAUCCGCCGCGGCGGCCGCCCUUUAAACAACCGCGGCCGCCUUUUGUAUCCCUGUGCUUCUUUGAGCUCCUCACCAUCAUCAUCAUCAUCACCAUCUUCUGAGUCAAAACCAUCAUCACCAACAAAAGAGAGUACCAUACUUUCAUCUACCACUGGUUCUUCAUCAAAACCGUUUGUUGUUGAGCCCUCUAGACCCCCAGACUCGAACCUCAACUACGCCCUUGCAAACCCAAAUGGCAGCCCGAUCUUCCGGUUUGUGAAGGGUGCUGAGUCCAACAUUGAGAGGACAAUUUUUGACUUCCGCUUCUUGGCACUUUUGGCUGUUGGAGGCUCAUUGGCCGGUUCACUCUUGUGCUUUCUGAAUGGUUGCGUUUAUAUUGUAGAGGCAUAUAAAGUUUACUGGUCAAGCUGCGUCAAAGGGAUUCAUUCAGGACAGAUGGUUCUACGACUAGUUGAAGCUAUAGAUGUUUAUCUUGCUGGGACUGUCAUGUUAAUAUUCGGUAUGGGCUUGUAUGGACUAUUUAUCAGUAAUGUGCCCUCUGAUGUGCCUGCUCCUCUUGAUCGUUCCCUUAAAAGCUCUUCUUUGUUUGGAAUGUUUGCUCUCAAGGAGAGGCCUAAAUGGAUGAAAAUUAGCUCACUUGAUGAAUUAAAGACAAAAGUGGGACACGUUAUUGUCAUGAUUCUUUUAGUUAAGAUGUUUGAGAGGAGCAAGAUGGUUACAAUCUCCACCGGUAUGGAUCUAUUAAGUUAUUCUGUAUGUAUUUUCUUAUCAUCUGCUUCUUUGUACAUCCUUCAUAAUCUGCACAGACCAGAGUAGGGAUUUGAGAUAUUUAAUAGGAAAAAAAAAUGUAAUAUUAGUUUAUGCCUUGGAGCAGAUGUUCUUGUUCCAAAAGAAUGCUUAUGGAGUUUUUGGAAGCUUCUUCCUGAUAAUUCUUACAAGAGUUGUAUGA